Molecule: messenger RNA, 1220 nt
Organism: Trichechus manatus latirostris (Florida manatee)
Lineage: Eukaryota; Metazoa; Chordata; Mammalia; Sirenia; Trichechidae
Gene: ERICH4
Product: glutamate rich 4
Exons: 2
Coding region: 255-635 (126 amino acids)
Source: RefSeq, a predicted model, not a curated record
AGGGGUGAGUUUUUACCUUAGCGUGAGAGGCUGGGGUUGGACCUUUGUGAGCAGAGUUGAGGUUAGACUUCAGAAGGAACCGAAACACAGGAGGCCGGCUGACUCUCCCUGGAGAAUGAACUUUGGGACGCCUCUGUCCGCCUCCCUUGGUCCCGCCUGGCUGCCCUUCACUCCCUCCACCAGGAGCUCCUCAAGCGGCUGGCUCACUCUGGACCCUGCUACUUCCUGCUCCCUGUGGCCACUGCUUAGAGGCUAUGGAGCGGUGGAAGCAGUUGAGGCAGGCCAGGCUUGUAUCCCUGGAACUGGGCCCACCCCCGAGGGCCCUGAGGGAGGUCCCCCCAGCGGAGAGGCCUGGCCAGACCCUUGUGUUCCCAGGAACAGACACUGGAGAUGCCCGGGAGAGGCUGCUGUGGAUCUGGGAGGAGCUGGGGAACCUCCGCAGAGUGGAUAUCCAGCUGCUGGACCAGCUGUGCAGCCUGGCGCAGGAGAUGGGGGCGCUGCGGGAGGAACUGGAAGAGGAGGAGGAGGAGAGCAGUGAGGCAGAUGAGGAUGAAGAGCCUACGAGGAAGCAGGAGGAAGACUUGGGGGCCUUCUGCCCAGCCACCUGCCUCCCUGACUUUGAGAUAACUAUCUGACGUCCUGCCAGUGUGUUUUCAAUGAGGUGACGUUUAUGCAAAGAAGAGGGUGGGAUCUGCGGGUCAAAUCAAGGUUUGAAAUCAACACCUGUUCCUUGAGCAAGUGCUUUCUCUGCAGGGGUCUUGGAUGAGAGCAUUGGCCUGUGAGCUCUGGCCAUGUUUCCAGGUGAUGUGGAAAGUUCUGCAGAGGAGUUGUAGGUGUAUUUGCAGAUAAGCCAUGAGCGUGUUGUGUGUUGUGGGUGAUACACAGAGGUUUGCAGCUGAGAAACUGAUGUUUGCCUGGGAGAUGGGACUCUUUGCAAAUAUGAUACAGAUUCUUGCAAAUGAGGUUUUAGAUCAACCCUGUCCAAUAUGGUGGCCACCAGCCACGUGAUAGUGAGCCCUCGAAACAUGGCUAGUCUGAAUUGAGAUGUGUCAUAAGUAUAAAAGACGCCAAUUUCAGGCGGUUAGUAUGAUAACAAGAAUGUAAAACAUUUCAAUAAUGUUUUUAUUAAUCACCUGUUGAAAUGAUAACAUUUUGUGUAUAUGAGAUAAAAUCAAAAUUAUAUAAAUGAAUUUCAUCCAUUUUUUUUCACUGUUUAAAUA